Messenger RNA from Ruditapes philippinarum (Manila clam), 2577 nucleotides. RefSeq names its product trifunctional enzyme subunit beta, mitochondrial-like. The coding region runs from base 86 to 1525 and encodes 479 amino acids. Gene Ontology annotation, molecular function: acyltransferase activity, transferring groups other than amino-acyl groups. The record is from RefSeq and is a predicted model, not a curated record. NCBI's taxonomy places the organism in Eukaryota, Metazoa, Mollusca, Bivalvia, Venerida, Veneridae. Gene Ontology annotation, biological process: fatty acid beta-oxidation. The transcript is spliced from 15 exons.
AUAAAUGCUUUUGCUUCAGUCAUUCCUGGAGUUUGAUGACAGAAAUUAUAUGGUCACGUGACAUCUGAUUUGCAGAAGUUUCAACAUGGCGUCCUUGACAAACUUAUCACGAGUCGCAGUAAAGUUUUCGUCUAAAAAUGUAGGUAUAAGAUGCUUGACAACAUCAAAUACUUGGAAUGCAGCAGCUAGUGCACAGACAGGUAAAUCCAAGAAGAGCCUAGCCAAACCAAAUGUGCGCAAUGUUGUUCUUGUGGAAGGAGUUAGAACUCCAUUCUUACAGUCUGGUACAGAGUACAAAGAUCUUAUGCCUCAUAAUUUAGCAACCAAGUCAUUAGUGGGAUUGAUGAAGAAGACAGGUGUCGAUAAAGAUAUCAUUGAUUAUGUUGUGUAUGGAACUGUCAUACAAGAGGUGAAAACCAGCAAUAUUGCCAGAGAGGCAAUGUUGUCAGCUGGUUUCUCUGACAAGACACCUGCUCACACUGUAACACAAGCUUGUAUAUCUUCUAAUCAAGCAAUUACAUCAGCUAUUGGACUGAUUGCUGCAGGCCAGUGUGAUGCUGUUAUUGCUGGUGGCGUGGAGUUUAUGUCUGAUGUACCUAUUAGACAUAGUAGAAAGAUGAGGAAAAUAAUGCUGGACUUCAACAAGGCAAAAACAAGGGACAAGAAAAUUAACCUGAUCAAGAAACUGUUCAGUUCAUCUGUAUGGAUGCCUGAGCUACCAGCUGUUGCCGAGUUUUCAUCUGGAGAAACAAUGGGUCAUUCUGCUGACAGAUUGUGUACAGCAUUUGGUGUGAGCAGACAGGCACAGGAUGAGUUUGCAUUAAGAUCACACACACUGGCACAGGAGGCAACAGACAAUGGUUACCUGACUGAUGUCCUAGCAUAUAAAGUUCCCAGUAUGUCAAUAUUGAUAUUAAUACUUUACUUACAUAUUGACAAUGGUAUCCGACCAUCUUCUAUGGAACAGAUGUCUAAAUUGAAAGCUGCUUUUGUUAAACCAUAUGGAACAAUUACAGCUGCUAAUGCAUCAUUCCUAACUGAUGGAGCAUCCGCUUGUUUGAUCAUGUCAGAAGAAAAAGCCCUGGCUUUAGGCUUGAAACCUAAAGCUUACCUCCGUGAUUAUGUUUAUGUCUCACAGGAUCCUAAAGAUCAGCUUCUAUUGGGACCAGCAUAUGCAACACCAAAAGUUUUAGAUAGAUCUGGAUUAAGCAUGGCAGAUAUUGAUGUGUUUGAAUAUCAUGAAGCUUUUGCUGGACAAAUCCUAGCCAAUUUGACAGCCCUAGAUUCAGACAUCUUUGCUCAGAAAUUCUUGGGCAAGUCAUCUAAGGUAGGGGCACCAAGCAUGGACAAAUUUAACCUUUGGGGUGGUUCUCUGUCCUUAGGACAUCCAUUUGGAGCAACAGGUGUAAGACUGGUGACCACAGCCGCUAACAGACUAGCGAAGGAGAAUGGCCAAUAUGCCCUUGUUGCUGCCUGUGCUGCUGGAGGAAUUGGACAUGGUAUGGUAGUGGAGAGGUAUGGAUAGAUAGGAAGCGAGUCAAGAGAUUCCAAACAAUUGACUGUGAUCAUUCUAUAAUAUAACAACACUGCGAACAAAGGAAGAUCAAUGGAUGCUGCAACUUUUCCAAUACAUAACUUCUUGCUGGAAACAUGCAGCAUUAGUUAUAAUCAUUGAUUUUUGGGAAAUUGAAUUUAGUUACAUUUUAACUUUAAUUUUGUCAUGGGAAUUAUCAUACUUUAAGCCAUUGAUUUAUUAUGAACAUUGUAGGAGAAUGUUAGAACAAUUCUCAUUAAUUUUCUCCAACAUUGAUAGUGGUAGGGACAACAAAAUGUGAACAUUAAUAUUGUAACAUACGUAGUGCCUGAUUAUAUGUCAACUAUUUAAAUUCUUGUAGUGUUUAGUGAUAUGAUUAAUCGUGCACAUAACAUGCCUCAUACUGAUAUACAUGUAUAUAUACUGAACCCUGGUUACAUUUCUGGCAAGCCUUUUUUAUGAGGAUAAAAUGGAUAAUUCUCUGCUAAAAUUUGACUGAGUUCAUAUCACUCACUCUCAAAAUGAGUUUUUCGCAUAAUAAUUUUCUCAUGAAAAUACACCAGUUCUGUAUCUGUAAAACAUUAGAUCAUUUAAGUGUACAGUAAUUGUUUAAUAUUCUUUUAAUUCUUUUUGAUCCAUACAUGAAUUUUAACAAUCUUACCAUAUUUACUUAAUUCGUAGGUAUAGUAAGUGAAAUAACCCAUUUAAAUGCAAAGUUGUUAGCUGAAAUAACUUCUGAAAAAAAAGUUGUCAGGUAUAUAUUCAAGAAAGUGCUAUUUAAAUAUCUUAAACAAUAAGGGAGGGAGGGAAUCAGUCUAUGUGAGCAGCAUAUUUGUAAUUUUUGUGUAUAGUCCAUGAAUAGAAUGCAGAACUCUCAUUUUAAAUGAUACUGAACUGCAGGUUGUCCCAAAAUUGUAUAUGACAAAAGACAUAUAUACAUACAUAUAUAUUAAAACUUGUGUUUAUUUAUAUGAUUUUUGUGAUGAUGUAUAUAAUUGUUUUCAAUGUGGAAACAUCUUUUCAUUAAAAUGUAUAUCAUUUCA